This is a messenger RNA of Culex pipiens pallens (northern house mosquito), 4477 nucleotides long. It is a transcript of the gene flfl, whose product is annotated as serine/threonine-protein phosphatase 4 regulatory subunit 3. Gene Ontology annotation, biological process: DNA damage response; protein dephosphorylation. The record is from RefSeq and is a predicted model, not a curated record. NCBI's taxonomy places the organism in Eukaryota, Metazoa, Arthropoda, Insecta, Diptera, Culicidae. Gene Ontology annotation, cellular component: nucleoplasm; protein phosphatase 4 complex. The transcript is spliced from 8 exons. Gene Ontology annotation, molecular function: protein phosphatase activator activity. The coding region runs from base 23 to 3208 and encodes 1061 amino acids.
CGUCAACCACAGUCCCGCCACAAUGACAACCGACACGAGGCGACGCGUCAAGCUAUACGCACUGAACGCAGACCGGCAGUGGGACGACCGGGGCACCGGCCACGUCACGUCCAGCUACGUCGAUCGGGUUAAAGGUGUCUCCCUGCUGGUGCACGCCGAGAACGACGGCUCGAUGCUGCUGGAGAGCAAGAUCCAUCCGGACACGAUCUACCACAAACAACAGGACACGCUGAUCGUGUGGAGCGAGGGCGACAACUUCGACCUGGCGCUCAGCUUCCAGGAGAAGGCCGGCUGCGACGAAAUAUGGGAGAAGAUUUGCCAGGUCCAGGGCAAGGAUCCGUCGGUGGAGAUUACGCAGGACGUGGUGGAGGAGUCCGAGGACGAGCGGUUCGAGGACAUGUCGGACUCGGCGCCGCCCAUCGAGCUGCCACCGUGCGAACUGUCUCGGCUAGAGGACAUCUCGGAGGCGAUCGCGAACGGGCUGACGUCGCAGAUCCGCAAGGACAAGCUGGCGCAGGCGAUCGAGAGUGAGAACUACAUCAAGAAGCUGCUGAGCUUGUUUCACAUUUGUGAGGAUCUGGAGAACCACGAGGGGCUGCACUAUCUGUACGAGAUCUUCAAGAACAUCUUCCUGUUGAACAAGAACGCGCUGUUUGAGAUUAUGUUCGCCGAGGACACGAUCUUCGACGUGGUGGGAUGUUUGGAGUACGACCCGACGGGGAAUCCGCCCAAGCAGCACCGGCAGUAUUUGAAGCAGCUGGCCAAGUUUCGGGAGGCGAUUCCGAUUCGGAACGGUGACCUGCUGGCGAAGAUCCACCAGACGUACCGAGUGCAGUACAUCCAGGACAUUGUGCUGCCGACGCCGUCGGUCUUCGAGGAUAACAUGCUGAACACGCUGUCCUCGUUUAUCUUCUUCAACAAGGUCGAAAUAGUCACGCUCAUCCAGGAGGACGAAAAGUUCCUGGACGACCUGUUUACGCUGCUGACCGAUCCGACCACGUCGGACGCCAAGCGGCGCGACAUCAUCCUCUUUCUGAAGGAGUUUUGCAACUUUGCCCAGUAUCUGCAGCCGCAAAGCAAGGAAACGUUCUACAAGACGCUUAUCAGCCUCGGGAUCCUGCCGGCGCUGGAGAUUACGCUCGCCAUCAACGACAAGAAGACGAAGGCGGCCUCGAUCGACAUCCUGACGACGAUCGUCGAGUACUCGCCGUCGAUCGUGCGCGACUACACGCUGCAGCAGUACAACAACUCGGACACGGAUGAGGAUCAAACGCUGAUCAACAUCGCGAUCGAGCAGAUGCUGUCGGACUCGGAGCCGGAGCUGGGCGGGGCGGUGCAGCUGAUGGGCGUGCUGCGGAUACUGCUCGACCCGGAGAACAUGCUCAGCUCGGUCAACAAGUCGGAGAAAUCGGACUUUCUCAACUUCUUCUACAAGCACAGCAUACAAACCCUAACUGCCCCCCUGCUGCUGAACACCCUCACGGACAAGCCCGCCAACGAGGACUACCACACGGUGCAGCUGCUCGGGCUGGUGCUGGAGCUGCUGUCGUUCUGCGUCGAGCACCACACCUACCACAUCAAGAACUGCAUCAUCAACAAGGACCUGCUGCGGCGGAUACUGGUCCUGAUGAAGAGCACCCACACGUUCCUGGUUCUGGGCGCGCUCCGGUUUCUCCGGAAGAUCAUCGCGCUCAAGGACGACUUUUACAACAGGCACAUCGUCAAGGGCAACCUGUUCGCGCCGGUCGUGGAUGCGUUCAUCCGGAACAACGGCCGCUACAACCUGCUCGAGUCCGCCAUCCUCGAACUGUUCGAGUUCAUCAAGAUCGAGGACAUCAAGUCGCUGUACACGUACUUUGUGGAGAACUUUGGCAAGUUCUUCGACGACGUCCAGUACGUGCAGACGUUCAAGACGCUCAAGAACAAGUACGACCAGCAGCAGGACCGGCUCAAGGAGAAGGAGAAGGGCGGCGGCGGCGGUCUGGACAGCGUUCCCUCGAUCCUGCGCAACAGCAGCCGGUACCGGCGGGACCAGCGCCAGCUCGACGAGGAGGAGGAAAUCUGGUUCAACGAGGAGGAAGACUUUGCCGACAGCAACAGCAACAACAAGGCCGGCUCGCCGGAACUGGACACUAGCCUAGGUAAAAUCUUCGACAAGAAAUCGUCGGACUCGUCCUCCCCGCCGCCUUCCGCCGCAGCCACCUCAGUGAACGGCCCCAAGUACAGUAGUAGUAGCACCAGCAGCAGCAGCACUAGCAGUAGUACCAACAACAACAAUGCCAGCAGCAAUACGACCACCUCGCCGUCGUCGUCGCCGCCGCACCAUCUCUCCCAGCUGAACAACAACAACAACUCGGCGGACAGUAUCAGCACGGACCUUAACAGCAACAACAGUACUAGCACCAACACCGCGACCUCCAGCAGCAGCAGCAGCACGUCGUCCGCUUCGUCGUCCGUUGGCGAGGUGGCCGUUACGUCCAUCCACGAGGCCCUCCAGCAGCAGCAAGAACUGCUCGAAGCUUCCGAGGCCAAUCUAAAUCUUACGUCCUCCUCCUCCCCCUCCUCGAGCGUCACUCCGUCGGACGAGCUGACGACAACGGAAACGACCUCACUCAUUUCGGCGUCAACGACGGCGACGACGAGGGACCGUUCCCAGUCACCGCCGCCGGUCAACUCACACGACGAAGAAACACCCGCCACGGACGACUACGAAGUCACCCCAGCCAAGGACGGCGGCAGCUGUAGUCCCGCGGUUGAAUCUCUGGAGGCCGUCGCCGACGACGUGCUGGAGACGUCUAAAAGGUUAGGCCUGGAUGCGGGCACGGCGGAACCGGCCAUCACGUCGACGUCGACGUCGGAGGCCAGUCCGGAAGAGGAAGAAGCAGAAGAAGAGGUGAGGCAAAACUGUACUGCCGACAGCAACAGCAACAGUUCCAACGGUGAUAUCAGCAGUGUUCCAACGAGUGCGGCGGGAGUGGCUCUCGAUGCCGCGCCGGAUGUGGCAGAGCCAACGGCGACGGCGGCAGCGGCGGAAGUGACUGGGGAGAUGGAUGGUGUGACGGAGGAGAAGGUAGAUGAGGCGGCGGCACCAGCGGCGGUGAACAGUUUGAAGAAGGGUCUGGUGGACUACGAGGACAACUCGGACGAGGAUGAGGAUGACGACGACGACAGCGACUGCCCCGCACAAAAGAAGCCAAGAAUAGCAUAGCAGCAGCAAAUGCGUCAUCACCAUCAGCAGCAGCAUAAUCACCAUCAUCACCCGAACCACCACCACAACCACAACUCCCAGCCGUCGUCGGAGGAAAAUUCCGUUGACGCCGCCGUCUCUAGUACCGAAACAACAGCAACAACAAAUUAUACAUAAUUCAUAUAAAUACAUGUGUACGCUAGAGGUUAAAAUAAUUGCUAAUUUAACACACACACACACAUGCGUGAGAACGGGGGCGAAUUUUUAAUUAUUACAUUGGCUAAUAAUUGAAGCUGUAAUUUAAAGAGGGAAAUGAAGAUGCGCAGCAAAAUGUUGUUGGAGGGGGAAAAAUGGAAGAAAAACACAUCCACGCAGAGAAACUGAAUACGAAUAAGUCUAAUAUAAUUAUUAAACUAUUAAAGAAGGUAAGCAAACAAACAACAACAAAAACGCAAAAGAUCGUAUUAAAAAAAUCAACCACACGCUACUACACACCCAACUUUUACUACACACUUAAACACGUGAAGAAGAAGAAAGAUGCGCGCGCGGCUUAGUUGAAAAAGCAGCUGCAGCAAAAAGUAAAAUUUGUAAAACAAUAUUAUUGUUUGAAAAAAAGAAAAUCUACGCCGAAAAACAGGAUGGAGAUAAAAAUAAUAAUAAAAAAACACAAAACAAGCUUUUCAAAAGUGUGUUUUGAACGUUGUUUAGGGAAAAGAAUUAAGUAAAAUAAAAAGCUACAUACUAUUUAAUGGAUAAAAGAAAAACGAAUCGACGCGAAGCAAAAUUGGCUCGCGCCAAACGGCAAACAUUUUGCACCUUUUGAACAAUUGUAAACAAGACAAAACAAAUCAAACAAAAAAAAACUGUUGACCAUUGAACAUGUAAAGUGUGCUGAACAAAAAACAAAACAUUUAACUGUCCUCGUGUUCCGGUUUGAAAUUUCAGAGGUGUGAUUCUCUGCCGGAAAGGUCUUGCGAGCUGCUUUGAAUCGGAAAACAACUAUUUAAAUCCUCCGGGAAAACGACAAACGAAACGUGAUCUGCCUUUUAUUUGUCGUUUCCCCUCCCCCCCCCCCCUGAAAUUCCACCUUUCUUGUUGGGUAAGCCGCUUUCGGAGUCAAAAAUCCCGCAUUGCAAGCCGAAACUUUCGCUCCCAGACCGGCUUGUCGGUCAAAUAAUUUGAUCAUCUUUUUUUUGUGUGCUGUAAAUAGUAGUUACUGGUAACUGUAAUUAGCGGGUAAGCCAAAUUCUCGUAUGAAAUAAAAGGAAAUCAACAAAUUAAAAGAAAAAA